This is a messenger RNA of Clunio marinus, 180 nucleotides long. Lineage: Eukaryota; Metazoa; Arthropoda; Insecta; Diptera; Chironomidae. The record is from the annotation of a GenBank genome assembly.
AUGGAUGAGCCUGAAUGGUGUAAAGAUUUUCUUGAUCUUCAGCUUGGCUGCUCCAAUAUUUUUAAUGACAUUUCACUUGACUUAUUUGACAUGCCGAUUCCGUUGAAUCCUGACAAGUUUUAUGAGCCAAAAUCAAGGAAUGAAGUUAAAGUAGAAGUUCCCAAAAAAAAUCACUCUUGA